Molecule: messenger RNA, 642 nt
Organism: Saxophila tyrrhenica
Lineage: Eukaryota; Fungi; Ascomycota; Dothideomycetes; Mycosphaerellales; Extremaceae
Exons: 1
Coding region: 1-642 (213 amino acids)
Source: RefSeq, a predicted model, not a curated record
AUGCAGACGAGACCACCAACACACAUCGCCACUGUGCCAGGACUCAGGCGAUUCCUGACCGUCCUUCAAACCGACAUCGACGCUAGAACCGCCACAGGCUCGAUGCCAUGGAUGUUCAUCAAGCUCGCGAUGCAGGCCAGGGAACCAAACCAAGACAGCGACACCGACGAGUCGAGUGAGCGAAACGCCAUCAAAUCGUUGGAUGUUUACGUUCUGCCUCGCAAACAACGCUGCACGAUCGAUCUGUCAGCCUUGGGUCCCGCCGCACUCAUCGACGCCACUUCGAGUUCAGGCGGGUUGACAUUCAAAUCCGCACUGGAAUCCAGGGAUAUCGCCAAGGUCGUUCUAAAACGCGCCCAGCAAGCCUCUGCCUUACUGCGCGAUCAAUUCGGGAUCCUGCUCACCCACCUCGCACCGCUCGGCUUCCCAUCCGAUCGUCGCCCCGACGGGCCACUGCCACCCCUGAACGAUCUUCUGGAGUACUUCCAACAAGAAGUGGUCGAGCUUGCGAACGGAGACCCGGACCACGAUGAGACCGUGACUUUUCUACGGCGCAGCGUGGCCAGGGUGAGAGGGGGCGGGAUGACGCUGGCGGAGCUUCAGCGUCUGUCUGUGGCACUGUCAGAUAUUCAGCAGUCCUGA